AUGGUCUCACAACCGAUCAAGCUGGCUCUGGUGGCCUUAUGCGGCAUCGCUGCAGCCGUACCAGCACCAGCUCCGGCAGUGGUAGACAUUGAUGAGCGGCAACUACUCGUACAACCUUAUGUACCGAUACCGACGACCUGCCCCAGCACCGCUCUUGUCCGCCCGGCGACGAGCAUCAGCUUGAACGAAGCUGGCUACGUAUCGGCCCGGAAGAAGAAGGCAGAUAAAGCCCUGGCAGCCUGGCUAAAGAAGCAAGGCAAUUUCAGCAAUUCAUCGCAGCCAACAGUCGGCUUCACCUCAAGCGGUGGAGGCUACCGCGCCCUUCUCUGCACCGCAGGCGUAGUCCAAGCCUUGGACGGCCGCGACAGUAACUUCACCACGAGCGGCUUGUACCAGGCUUUGACCUACGAGGCUGGUCUGUCAGGCGGAUCGUGGUUCUUGUCGUCCCUCGCGGGCAACAAUUGGCCGACUGUGUCGUACCUCAGAGACAACCUUUGGGAGCAAGCCUUCCAGAACUCGUUGCUGGUACCGGCAAACUUACUCUCGAUAUCUGGCUUGACAGAGUACGCUGCCGUAACGACUGAGCUCGCAGCCAAAGAGGCAGCGGGCUACCCUGCCACUAUUGUCGACCCAUACGGGCGUCUGCUGUCCUAUCAGUUGCUGCAAGGAGCCGAUGGCGGCGUUGCGACCAGAUUAUCCGGCCUCACGAAAUUGAGCAACUUCACUUCGCAUAACGUGCCAUACCCCAUCAUCACGACAACAGGCGUCAACGGUACAGGGGCCCAGUGUGUCCCUCCGUUCAGCGCGCUAAUCUACGAAUUCCACCCCUACGAAUACGGCUCCUGGGACACGGGCAUCGCCGCCUUCUCCCAGACAGCCUACAUGGGCACCAAACUCACAAACGGCGAACCCACGAUAUCUGGCGCUUGCACGGCGCACUACGACAACCUUGGCUACAUUUUUGGAACCAGCAGUGAUGUCUUCUACGAUGUCUGCGCUGUCAUUGAGCCUUCGAAUAGCUCGUCCAGCGGUCUGCAGAAUGUACUGGAAGGCAUUGUUAAUGACGUGCAUGAGCCGGACUUCCAGGAUCUGUUUGGUGUCUAUGUGAAUCCGUUUUAUAAGUAUCCGGGAUCGCCGAUGGUAAAGGAUGAGGAGGUGUUGACCAUGGUGGAUGGAGGGGCGACUGAUCAAAACAAUCCGAUAUGGCCUUUCAUCCAGCCAGCAGGUCGUUCUGUCGACGUCCUCAUCGUCAACGACAACAGCGCUGACAACACGGACAACUUUCCCAACGGCACCGAGAUCAUCCAGACGUACCAGAACGCGGAAGCUGCGGGGCUCACUUUGAUGCCGACGAUACCACCCGUCGACACCUUCGUCAGCCAGGGCCUCAACAAGCGCGCCACCUUCUUCGGCUGCAACGAGACAGAUACCGUCUUUAUCGUGUACCUGCCAAACGUGAAUUAUACGUACGACUCGAACAAACCGACGUCGAAGGUUCAGUACGCGGUGGCGGAGACGGACGCGAUGAUCCUGAACGGCAAUGCGAUUGCGACGCAGAAUGGCACCGCUGGCUGGCCUUUCUGCUUGGGCUGUGCAAUCAAGCAUAAAGAUGGCAGCGGGCUGCCGGAGGGUUGCGACGCUUGCUUUGAAGAAUAUUGUUACUUUCAGUCCGACACUACUUAG
Anthostomella pinea is the source of this 1683-nucleotide messenger RNA. NCBI's taxonomy places the organism in Eukaryota, Fungi, Ascomycota, Sordariomycetes, Xylariales, Xylariaceae. The record is from the annotation of a GenBank genome assembly.